AUGAUUAUACCUUUGGUUUCAAUACGCAAAAGAUUGAAUAAUUACAAAAACUCUAGCUCAGUUUUUUCUGGGGAUGGUUCAUCCUCCAGGUCAGGCUCCACUGGCUUAGACCCUACAGGGUAUUAUCCGAAUGGUUAUUGCGCCCCUUAUUUGGACCCUUCUGGGUAUUAUAUCUCUGGAGAUGGAUCUUUGGAUUCAGAUUGUUCUGAUUCUAGCUCAGUUGACUUUAACCCAUCUAUUAUAGCGUCAGCUGUGACUCUGAAACGCACAGCAACAACAACAGCAACAACAGCUUCUGUUGCUGUAUCUGCUUCAGUUUCAGCAUUUGUUUCAGCAUUUGCUUCUGCUUCUGCUGUCGGUACAGCCACGUCUAUUUCUGCAUAUACCUCCAGUGAUGCUAUUUCUUAUGGAAACAAUGCUGCGCCAAGCCAUAAUAGAGGUGGUUGGAAUAACAAAUGGCUAUUAAUGUUGUUAAUUCUUUUACCCCUUUUGAUUUCAUUGAUUUAUUACUGCCAUCGUCGUUACACAAGAAGAAAACAAGUUGCUGGUUGUCACUUGAAAAGAAAUUUGAAUCACGAAAGAGUUUUUGAAUCCAAACACCAGCUUCAAACUGGCCUGGAGGUAACUACUAAAGCAUUUGCUGCAUCUACAGAAAUUAUUGAAAGUGGCAUGGUAAAUAGCAAUAUGUUUACUAGACACAAUAGCAAUAUAGAAAUUGAAGAAGUUGGAGAUGCAAUUGUUACAACAACUGAAAUGAAUUUUGCACAUAAUACUUCUCAAGAACCUAUGGAACCGCCACCAGCCUAUACUAGAUGA
Messenger RNA from Lodderomyces elongisporus, 816 nucleotides. RefSeq lists its product as uncharacterized. The transcript has a single exon. NCBI's taxonomy places the organism in Eukaryota, Fungi, Ascomycota, Pichiomycetes, Serinales, Debaryomycetaceae. The record is from RefSeq and is a predicted model, not a curated record. Bases 1 to 816 code for a protein of 271 amino acids.